Messenger RNA from Macaca mulatta (Rhesus monkey), 392 nucleotides. Its product is annotated as non-histone chromosomal protein HMG-17. Lineage: Eukaryota; Metazoa; Chordata; Mammalia; Primates; Cercopithecidae. The record is from RefSeq and is a predicted model, not a curated record. Gene Ontology annotation, biological process: chromatin organization. Gene Ontology annotation, molecular function: nucleosomal DNA binding. Gene Ontology annotation, cellular component: nucleus; chromatin.
UCAAAAAGAGUAUAUAAUAAUUCAAUUUAUAGGAGCAGUGUGAAGAAGCAGCAGCAAGAACGAUCCCCAGACUGACCAAAGCCCACACAAUGCACCUAUGUCCUGCCAGCAUCACCACCACCAUGCCAAAGAGAAAGGCUGAAGGGGAUGCUAAAGGAGAUAAAGUCAAGGUGAGGGACAAACCCCAGAGAAGAUCUGCGAGGUUGUUUGCUAAACCUGCUCCUCCAAAGCCAGAGACUGAUCCUAAAAAGGCCCCUGCAAAGAAUGGAGAGAAGGUACCCAAAGGAAAAACGGGAAAAGCUGACACUGGCAAGGAGAAUAAGCCUGCAGAAUAUAGAGAUGCCAAAAUAGACCAGGCACAGAAAGGUGAGGGUGCUGGAGAUGCCAAAUGA